GGGGUCGAUAAGUGAAGUCACAGUUAAGCCUUUAAACAGUUGGAGUUGGACCAAAAAAAAUUAAGGAACAAAUUACGGACCCGUUACUUCAGAUAGCGUUUUCUAUCACGGCUUCACUGUAGCAAGCUUUGCUGAGAUCGUUUGGAACAAAAAGAGGAAACGCAAAAGCAGGUAGUGGCUGUUAUAGGUUUGCCUCCAAAUUCCAAACAAAUAGAGGGAGAGAGAGAAGCUGUGUCCAUACGACAGUGGAGGAGGGACGAUCACAGGUACCCUAACCCUAAAACAAAACCAAUCGAAAGAUGCCGGAGAAGAAGAAUAAGAAGAGGUACGAAUUCGAGUACUGCGUGGUUUGCAAGCUGAAUCACGACCAAGGCCCGAGCCACAAGUACAUACCGAGCCAUACCAAGUCCCUCUCUACCUUCCUCUCUCGGUUCCAGGACAAGCUCACCGACGUCCGCUUCUUUCUCAAAAACCCUACCCCUCUCCGCCCCGAACUCGCCUCUCGCAAUCGCCUCUGGUGCGUCUUCUGCGACACCGACAUUGACGAGCUAGAUAGCUCCUUCGCUUGUAAUGCAAUUAAUCACCUUGCAAGUGCGGAACAUCUGAAGAAUUUGAAGCAUUUUUUGUGGAAAUACGGUGGAGGAAUGGAUCGCCUUGAUACAUUUAGAAUAUCGGAAGAUGACCUUGCUAUGUGGGAGAAGAAGUGCAAAUCAUUGAAGAGUGAAGCUCUGCCCAGCGGGGAAAAAUCUCGAGGACCAACGUUUGGACCUUCAAAUGAUAUCCAUAAUGAACUGAAAUAUGGAAUUAUAGAUACUUUUGAAAAUAAUAGUAAUUCAAGUUUUUCAAAUGGAGUUAUGCCUUUACUAUAUCAUACAAAUGAGUAUCAGGUAUCCCAUUCAGGACCCCCUCAAGUUACAAAUGUUGGCUGCUUUCCUCAAGACGUGGCUACCUCUUCUUUACACGGGGAAACAUGUUCUGGUACAUAUUCCAUAAAUUCAAAAGGUUUAACCGGUAUGCAUGUUCUGUUUAUAUGAUAUUUGUAUCCAUUUGGUUUGUAUUUCAUAGAAGUUGCUCCC
This is a messenger RNA of Prunus avium (sweet cherry), 1076 nucleotides long. The record is from RefSeq and is a predicted model, not a curated record. NCBI's taxonomy places the organism in Eukaryota, Viridiplantae, Streptophyta, Magnoliopsida, Rosales, Rosaceae.